CUGCUCGGAGCUCGGCUCUCCGACCCCGGUGUGCAGACGUGCAGUUACCAAUCGGCGUUCCGUCCUGUCGCUGCUGCGUGCUGAUCUUUCACCGUAGCAUGCGUAGCCCGGCCGGCGAUUGUUGGUGCACGGCUGACCUGCCGGAGCGCGCCUAUCCUUACACCUCACCUCAGUCAAACAUACACACACGCACACGUCUGUGUCAACAAGUUACUAGAUUUUCCAACCCAACUUUGAAACUUUAUUGGUUAUAGAGUCCUCGUCGAUGGAUUGUACGUUUCCUCCGCGCCUUUAAAAUUCUCACCUCACCAAUUCCAAUCCCGACGAGCUCCUAAUUUCCGAGAGCGCGCAGGCAUGGACACGACGCUCACCGACUCCCGGCUCCAUCCUACUCCUACCGUCUCCGCGGUACACCACCCUGCCCACGCGCCGGCGGCAGUCCGCGGCCUCUGCUCCUUGGCCGCUCGGCUCGCCGAAAGCCUCGCCCGCGGCCUCAUCACCUGCGUCUUCGCCACAGUGGGCACGGUCCUCGGCGCGAUCACCGGCGGGCUGAUCGGUCUGGCGACGGAGACGGGCGUGGUGCGCGGCACGGGGGUGGGCGGCAUCACGGGCGCGCUCGUGUCCAUGGAGGUCGUCGACUCGUCCCUCGCGAUAUGGCGCUCCGACGAGCCGGCAAUCUUGAGCGUCGUCUACGUGCUCGACGUGAUCUGGAGCCUGCUGACCGGCCGCCUUGUACGCGAGAAGGUGGACCCUGCCGUGCUCAGCGCGGUCGAGAGCCAGAUGAGUGCAGUGGAGUCACCGGCAGGGCACGGAGACGGCGCCGACAUCUUCGAGACGGGCGGCACCAGCGGCAUACCAAUGGCGGCCAUCAACGCGCUCCCGGUGGUGAAGUUCACCGAGCGCGGGAACGUGGACGCCAGCGGCGAGCACAUCGCCUGCUCGGUCUGCCUCCAGGAGUUUGAAGCCGGCGAGAGCGCGAGGAGCCUGCCGGUGUGCCAUCACACGUUCCACCUGCCGUGCAUCGACGGCUGGCUGCUCCGGCACGCCUCCUGCCCCUUGUGCCGGCGCGCAGUCUAGACCCUUCACCUCUCUGAACAAUCAGAUACAUCCAUAGGAGCUGACAUCGUUCCUGGAGAGUACUAAAUUUUGCACCAUUUUUGUGAAACACAGCAACGUGACCCUGCUGUAACUGGCCCGCUGGUCUGAUCAGAUGAACAUCUUCUGUGUAACCAUAAAUUUUUAAUCACUGGUUAGUUAUGCUGUA
Messenger RNA from Phragmites australis (common reed), 1264 nucleotides. RefSeq names its product NEP1-interacting protein-like 1. The transcript is spliced from 5 exons. Bases 355 to 1077 code for a protein of 240 amino acids. The record is from RefSeq and is a predicted model, not a curated record. Lineage: Eukaryota; Viridiplantae; Streptophyta; Magnoliopsida; Poales; Poaceae.